Messenger RNA from Carassius auratus (goldfish), 916 nucleotides. RefSeq names its product RING finger protein 223. The record is from RefSeq and is a predicted model, not a curated record. Gene Ontology annotation, molecular function: ubiquitin protein ligase activity. The transcript has 2 exons. Gene Ontology annotation, biological process: protein ubiquitination. Bases 269 to 904 code for a protein of 211 amino acids. Lineage: Eukaryota; Metazoa; Chordata; Actinopteri; Cypriniformes; Cyprinidae.
GAGAGAGAUAGUGGGAGAACAAGAUAAUGAUUAAUAUUUGAGUCACAGCUCAGAAGUAUAAUUCAAACUUGUGAAGAGCAGGUGAAGGCAGUCACACUUUACUGGAAGACCAAGACAGACAGGUCUGGAGAAAGACCAUUGAAAUACACAUUUUGGGAACUUUUUUCAACUUUUCAGACUUUAUUUGGACCCCAUUGAAGAAAGCAUCAAGAUCAAAAGAAGAAUACCAUAUUCCUCUUUUAAGAUUUUCUUCUGACCACACAACAGGAUGGAGGAACCAGAAGUAUCUACAGCAUCACGUACCAAUUCAAUACGGCACCAACACAAGACACUGGUCUCUGGUGAGGACCAGGACAAUGCCUGGGACGCUGGUCCAGAGUGUUCAAUCUGCUUUUGUGCAUACGACAACACCUUCAAGACACCGAAGCUUCUCAAAUGUACCCAUACCUUCUGUCUGGAAUGUCUGUCUCGCUUUGUGACUAUUUCACCAGAGCAGGAGGGUACCCAGAUCACCUGCCCUCUUUGUCGGCGGUCAACAUCCCUGCCUGAGCACGGUCCUCCAGGUCUGGACACCAGCCAGGAAGUUUUGUGUCAACUUCCAAGCGACCAGCAACAGGUGGAGAAAGUUUAUCUAGAUGGAAAGAGGCUGUGCUACUCAAACCCUAUGAUACCCAACUGCGUCUGCAUUGACAUCGGGGAGCAUAAACCAGAGGAGACGCCGAGAAGAGAGGAGAGAAGAGAGGGAUGUGGACACAGACUGCUGCAAUUCUUGGGUUUUUAUGGAAACUGGAAGAGGCUUGUUGUCUUAAUAAUAGUGCUUCUUGUAGUCUUAUUCGUUAUACUGUGGCCCAUCCAGUGCUUUUUCUUCCCAAACUCCAUGUCACAAUGCUUCAGAAAAUCAUGACCUAUUUUCCAU